This is a messenger RNA of Amphimedon queenslandica, 1908 nucleotides long. Its product is annotated as zinc finger BED domain-containing protein 1-like. The coding region runs from base 1 to 1908 and encodes 635 amino acids. The record is from RefSeq and is a predicted model, not a curated record. The transcript has a single exon. Lineage: Eukaryota; Metazoa; Porifera; Demospongiae; Haplosclerida; Niphatidae. Gene Ontology annotation, molecular function: protein dimerization activity; DNA binding.
AUGGCAGCUAGGCAGGCAAUCUCUACAGAGUCUACACCCGGUGUAUCAAACGUGGCUGGAUCUUAUGUCAUCAAGAAGAAAAACACAAAGAGCUGCGUGUGGAAGGAGUUUGGUAUAAGGUCAGAUGAGAAAGGGAAGGUCAUUGAAAGUGAAAAGGAGCGGCCGAUGUGUCUAACAUGUGGCAAAGGUGUUCAAGCAAAAGGAAGUAAUACAACUAACUUAUUUCAACAUUUACGAGACAAUCAUCCAGCCAUUUAUUCUCAGUUAGCACCGGAGAUACCGAGUAAAAGAGGAGACUCUCAUCCUGAUAAGCAGCCUAGUAUGGUACAACUUACCUUACAGGAAACUCCAAAGAGGUUGGGUAAGUACAGUGCUCACAGUUCUGAAGCAAAAGAGUUAAAUAAAGCUGUAACUUUCUACAUUGCAAAGGAUGCUAUGCCUGUUUUCACUGUUACUAAGCCAGGAUUUAAACACUUGUUGUCAAAGUUAAAUCCUAGGUAUGAGGUACCAAGCAGAAAGCAUUUCACAGAGCAUGAAAUUCCAUCACUGUAUUCUGAUAUAAGAGAUAACAAAUUCCAGCCAGCUUUUACUAAAGCUUCCUUUUUCUCUAGCACAACUGAUUUGUGGACUAGUGGGUCAUGUGAUCCCUAUUUAGCGUUCACCAUUCAUUUCAUAGAUGCUAGUUGGAAUUUGACAUCAUAUUGCUUGGAUACUGUACCUUUAUACGCUGAUCAUACGGGUGAGAACAUAGCUGAAACCACGACAGAUAUUCUGGAAAAUUGGAAUCUUGAUGUGACUAGACUUGUUGCAAUGACCACAGAUAAUGGAUCUAAUGUUGUAGCAGCAUACAGAAAUUUAAACAUUCUCAGAGUAAGCUGCUUUGGUCACAAUUUGGACCUUGCAAUUAAGAAAGGACUAGAUAUUCAACAGGUACAGAGAGCAUUAGCACGAUGUCAUUCUUUGGUUGAGCUAUUUCAUCGUAGUUGGAAGAAAACAAGAGACUUACGUGAGAAGCAACGGCAACUUGAUCUCCCUCAACACAAGAUAAUGGGAGACGUAUCUACUCGUCGGGGGUCUACGUUUUCCAUGAUUUCUCGUAUACUAGAGCAGCAGCAAGCAAUAUCUGCUGUCAUUGCAGAUGAAAGAAAGUAUUGGCAUAAAAUGCCUAAUGAUGCUGAAUUUACAACUUUGGAAAUUGUUUAUGAUGUACUUAAGCCAUUGUCAAGUUUAACUGAUGCUCUUGCUGGAGAAAAACAAGUUACAGCAUCAGCAGUUAUUCCAGUAUCGAAGCAUGUCAAAAGCGUACUAGAGCCAGAAAGUGCUGAUAACCAGCUGAAGGCAAGAAUGAAGAAUAUUAUAUGGUCUGAUUUACAGAAUAGAUAUGGAGAGGACGAAGAUUUUUAUAAUACUCUUAGUCUUGCUUCAUUUGUUGACCCACGAUUUAAGCACCGACAUUUAGAGAGAAAAGAAGAAAUAGUUGAAGUUAUGAAAAAGGAAUGUAUGGAAUUUUACUCACCACCUUGCAGUACCACUACAACAACACAGGUGCUAGAGCCUCCUCCUUCAAAGAAGCUCAAAGGCUUAGCAGGAUUACUUGCAAGUAUUGAGAAAGAUGACCAAACCACAUCACAAUCACAUUCAACUCUCAGUCCUGAGGAGAAGAUAAACUUAGAGAUUACUCUAUAUCUGGAGGCUCCUUUUUUGGAACCAGAGGGUGAUCCUUUGAGUUGGUCGAGAAGAGAAGAUGUGCGGUAUCCAACUAUAGCUCAAGUGGCAAGGAAGUACUUGUCGAUUUGUGGGACAAGUGUCCCUUCUGAAAGGAUGUUUAGUCUAUCUGGCCACAUAGCCAGUGACUCUCGUAAUCGUCUACUACCAGAAAAUGUCAAUAAACUUGUUUUUUUUGGCUAA